Molecule: messenger RNA, 1090 nt
Organism: Austrofundulus limnaeus
Lineage: Eukaryota; Metazoa; Chordata; Actinopteri; Cyprinodontiformes; Rivulidae
Gene: srrd
Product: SRR1 domain containing
Exons: 6
Coding region: 129-1028 (299 amino acids)
Cellular component (GO): nucleus; cytoplasm
Source: RefSeq, a predicted model, not a curated record
GUGUUGCAUUUAAACCUGUCCCAUAUGUUUUCGCGUGUCAGUAGCUUACAUCUCCUAAAAUGCAAACUUCUGAUAUAAGAUAAGGAAUUUUAUGACUUUUCUUUUUAACAUCUUGAUAAUUUUCAUAAAUGUCGGACAUCACAGAGGAAUGGCAGGUAGCGCGACGACGAAAAKGUGCACCGAGGAAGUUUAAAACGUCUCAAGUUCCUUCAGCACCAUUCUUCCAGCAGGAGGAGCAUCUGGAUGUCGGGAAACUUAUCAAAAGAAUCAGAGACACAGUGUCUGAAUUAAGAUGCGAGGAUUUUUGGUUACAGUGGAAAAAGCAGCUGCUCCUGGCAGCAUCAGGACCUCCAGAGAACAAUGACACCAGGGAGCGUCUGGAGAAAAACCCAGAAGACACACACUGUCAGCAGCUGGAGUGCGUGUGUUAUGGCCUUGGAUCUUUCUCUUCUUSUGUCUCAGCUCGGUACCAGCUUGCCAUGUUGCUGCUGCUUCUGGAUGCUGUACAGAUCCCAGUGCAGGACUGCUCUGUUUAUGAUCCUGCAUUCUCCUCUGCUGAGAGGGACAUUUUGAAAGAGCUGGGCUUGACUGUACUCACAGAAAAUGAGGAGGGGAAGCGUCAAGCCACGAAGCCCACCCUGUUUUAUCUAAUGCACUGUGGGAAAGCCCUGUACAACAACCUUCUGUGGAAGAACUGGAGCACACAGUGUUUGUCUCUGAUGGUAAUCAUCGGGAACAGCUUCAGCGGCAUGAGGGAGAGGACCAUUGAGAGGGAGCUGAAGCGGGACUACAACUACAUCAGUAAGGCUGUAGGCUUGUGCGAGGAGAGACUGCUGCCGUGUCCUUCCCAUCUGAUAGAUGUCUUCAGCGACACAGCGGUCAUCACUUUUCCCUCUGACACCUUGAACAGACUCCCACAGUCCUUUUGGGCCGAGCAGCUCGAGCCUCAGUACUUACACUGCUCAGAUUUGGAAAUUAUCCUGAAGCAAACAUCUUACUCAGAAAAUCCUGAAACUGAUGAUAGAUAACUGUGGACUUUUUAAAACUAUAUUUUUAAAAAUAUUUUUAAAUAAAUGAACUACCCCAUGAA